This is a messenger RNA of Gryllus bimaculatus (two-spotted cricket), 2661 nucleotides long. The record is from the annotation of a GenBank genome assembly. NCBI's taxonomy places the organism in Eukaryota, Metazoa, Arthropoda, Insecta, Orthoptera, Gryllidae.
AGGCGAUCGCCAGCGAGACGUGCGAGCGCUACAACGCGCUGCUCAGCGAAGAGGAGCAGACCCCGCGCGCGCGCUUCGGCCGCGGGGGCUUCGCGCUCCCGGCCAAGUACGCGGACAGCGUGCAGCACGUCAAGGACUUCCACGUGCGCGAGGAUGACGUGUGGGUCGUCACGCCCCCCAAAUGCGGUACCACGUGGACUCAGGAAAUGGUUUGGCUUCUCAUGAACGACUUGGAUUACGAACGCGCCAGGAGCUCUAACCUGAUGGAAAGGUCGCCUUACCUAGAAUUUAGCCGAUUAGUACCCGAUAUUAUAAAAUUGAAAUACCUUAACAAUAUGGACACAGUGGAAUUCGCGGCCAACCUCACGCCCCCUCGAUGCAUUAAAAGCCACUUGCCCAAGGAGCUGCUUCCGGACCAGUUGUGGACCAAGAGGCCAAAGAUUAUUUACGUUGCUCGUGAACCUAAAGAUGCUGCAGUGUCAUUUUUCUAUCAUGAGCAACUAUUUGUCUCCUUCUCUGGGGAAAAAGAAUUUUACUUCAAAUGUUAUUAUGAAGAUUUGGUGGCCUACACUCCUCUAUGGGAACAUGUGUUAGACUUUUGGAAAAUGAAAGAAGAACCAAACAUCCUAUUCAACACGUACGAAGAAAUGAAAAAGGAUCUACCGGCCGUCAUCAUCCGCACAGCGGAUUUCCUUGGGAAACGCAUUACAGAGGAGCAGGUGGCACGCCUAGCGGAGCAUUUGGACUUCAAACAGAUGAAGAAGAACAGUUCGGUGAACAUAGAAGCAAAUCUUAGCAAGUUGCGCGAGCAAGGGGUCAUAAAGGAGGAGCAGGCGUUCAUUCGCAAAGGUGUAGUUGGGGAAGGUCGCCGCGAGAUGUCGCCGGAAACGGCGGCGCGAUUCGAUGAACGAACCCGUCGUACGUUCAAUGAAGACGUCGGAGGUUGCCCUUGGAACAUCUAACUGUUGUGUGCGUAUUUGUUGUGUGAUACAGUCUCUCUUCAGAGUAUGCGAGUUACUUAUUCAUAAACGACAAUGGGCUGGGAGCAUUCCUGGCCCGAGCGAAAUGUUGGUGUGGUCUUCACAGUCUUCAGUUCUCAAGCGUGUUGGAAGUAGAUUUUUUUACUCUGCAUAUGAAACAGAAUUGCGUAAAAGCACUCGCAAAAGCAACUGAAGCAGAAAACUUUCACUGCUAUGACUGAAGCAUUAAUGCAGUGUUAAGUACAUGUUAUUGUUAUUACAUAUUUUAUUUAUGUUCAUAAUAACCAUAACACAUAUCACUGUUAAUCCAUCCUUGAUCUUCCCUUCUUUUAUCAUUCGUGAAAUGGUCUAUGUUCUAAUGUAAAUUAUUUCAUUUGCUCCAUUUUUUCCAUAGUUUAAUGGUUUGAAUUUUGGCAAAGAAUAUGACGAUUGUAAUAAGUUAUUGCGAUCGGCACAUUCUUUCUUCCUCAUAAAUGUUGGGUUUGUAUUUUCUUUGCCAUUCCAUCGCUACUAUGGUCAUCAUUCAACAAUAUAAUUGUUUAUUCUUACAAGUUUUGCGCUCAUCACCUUUUCUGGAAUAAAUGAUUUCACAAAGACUAUAUAAAUAUAUUGCACAAUGAUAAAAUAAAUAUAUAUGUAAAAAGUUAAAUCGAUGCCUAAUUGGCUUCUGUUACUAAUAAAUGCCGAAGGAGUGGCAGCUGGCUUAUGUAUUAAUAAUAUUAUGUAUAUUCGUUUUUCACUUUCAUCUUUCUUCAGUUUAUUUUAAACCUCAUCUCACAUAUAUAGCUGAAAUAUUAUCCUAUAUCUAACAGUUUUAGUUUACAUUCAUUACACAACUUUGAAAUUAUAGAAAAGCAAUUACAUACAGUUUCAACUUUUUGAAUACCUUUUUUUUGUAUUAUUUAUAUUUUAAUAUCUGAAGGAUGUAUGGAACUAUGAUAGUAAAAAAAUAGUGAAACAUGAAAAGUUAAAUUGAUCAAACAAAUUAACUUAAGGAAUUGAUAUGAACUAAGUAAUAACAGGAAAAAAUAAAAUAUAGUUUAUGAAAUUAUUUGUUAAUUAUUCUGAUUUUUGAGUGAGCUUGCUAUCAGAAGUGGGCAACUAAGGCAAAUUUUCUGUUAUCGGCAGUUCAGGGACAGAAGCCUUUUUCCUCAAAACUUCUAAACAAACUACUUUAACAAAUAGCAAACAAAUCUUAACGGUCUCAGUUAUCAUGUUUCAUGGCGAAACUAAAUAUAUUUAUUCUUUUAAGAGGUAUAUUUUAUGUUUAAUCUGUGAAUCAUAUUGACACCAAUAUUGGUGUUAAACUGUCAUUGAAUGUGUCUGCAAAAUUUUAUCAAACAUUUAUCUAAAUUUCCGUUCCGGUUAUUGUUAAAUUGCUAUUAUUAAAACUUUCAAAAGAAAAUAAUUUACAUUGACAUGAAAAAUUUAAAUAUUAAAAUGUUAUUAUAUUUCAAAAAUAUUUCAUGUAUAAAAGUCGUCAAUUCUUCAUUUUCCUUGUUAUUGUUCAUUGUUGUUCAUUGAAUCUACUUUUCAUAUUUGUCCUUUUGUGUUAUACGGUUUUUGAAAUAUUUGUAUUUAUCGGUAUUAUUCCUUUUAAUUUUAUAUUUAUAUAUGUUUUUCUUUAAUACUCACCUGAUCGUAGGCUUUUUGAAGUAAUAAAGUAUUAUUAUUGUUGUUA